Messenger RNA from Radiomyces spectabilis, 1865 nucleotides. RefSeq lists its product as uncharacterized. Bases 179 to 1858 code for a protein of 559 amino acids. The transcript has 12 exons. The record is from RefSeq and is a predicted model, not a curated record. NCBI's taxonomy places the organism in Eukaryota, Fungi, Mucoromycota, Mucoromycetes, Mucorales, Radiomycetaceae. Gene Ontology annotation, biological process: protein polyubiquitination. Gene Ontology annotation, molecular function: ubiquitin protein ligase activity.
UCUUAAGCAACAGUUUUGCCAGGGUAACGAUUAUUCACUCCUACACUGUUCUAUCGCUAACUGCGCCUUGUCAUAGCCUACACUGCCCCCUUUUAGGCUAUGCUCCGUAGACAAGAUCCAAGCACGCGAGACACUCAACUUCCUUGUGAAAGAAUGCCCGUCGGGCCUCCCAAUCAAAAUGACAGAGCUUCUUCGUCUGGCUCUUCUAGAGACAACUAUCGACAGCAGCCAUUUCAACGCCCUUGUUAUUGCAUUUCAGUGUGCUUUAUGCAUGGAUACAGCGUUUUCAACCGCAUUGCUUCCAGAUCUGUGCAAAGUAAUUGCCAACCUUUCCGACGACGCACAAGACAUUUUAUGCCGCUUCCUAGUCGAGCCGGCAGAGGAAAUUACGGAAGAAACAAUACAUCAACAAACGGCCUGCGCAUUCCGACAACUGUUGCAGGUUUUUCAUGACCUUAUUCGUACACGGUCCAUAUUAACCGUCAACUUAUUCAGUCCGAAUACUGAUGCCAUGGUGAUCAAUGCCACCAAAUGUUUGGCCAUGAUGUAUCGCCUCAAUGAGUGCCAACAUUAUGUGCCAUACGUUGACUUUUACAAUGAUACAAUCAACGACCAUUUGGAUAUCAAAGAGGAUUUUCCGAUGUUCAAGGAAAACAAAGGAUUUUCACUCUGGAACUAUUCAUUCAUUUUAAAUCCCGUUGUCAAAGCGGAUAUUUUGAAGGUGGAAAGCGUCUUCCAAAUGCGGCACGAGUUGCAAGAUGCUUUUUUCCGCGCAUUAUUUCAAGGAGUCAAUAGUCCCUAUCUGGUUUUGGAAGUUCGGCGGGAUCAUAUCAUUCAGGAUACCCUUCAACAGCUGGAAGAAAAGUCCAUUUAUGAUUUACGGAAGCAACUGCGGAUACAAUUUAUUGGAGAAGAAGCUGUAGACGAAGGUGGUGUACAGAAAGAGUUCUUUCAGCUCAUCGUUAGAGAAUUAUUUGAUGCAAAAUACGGAAUGUUUGCGUUGAAUGAAGAAUCGCGGUUAUACUGGUUCGUACCAAAUCCCGCGGUUGACGAGUUAACAGCAAGAGAGUACAAACUCGUUGGUCUAUUACUGGGCCUUGCUGUAUACAACAGUAUUACCCUCGAUCUCCAUUUUCCGCCUGCAUUGUACAAGAAGCUCAUGAACGUGGAAGUUGGCUUGGAAGAUCUUGAGCAAUUAGAUCCCAGUUUAGCACGAGGCUUAAGGCGUUUGCUAUCGUUCGAAGGUGAAACUGAAUCCGAAUACGAUCGUUCAUUCCAAGUCGAUAUUGAAUCUUAUGGCCAUAUCCACACUUACGAUUUGAUACCCAAUGGCGUAUCUGUUCAUUUGACGCGAGAAAAUAAGAAAGAGUUUGUCGAUCUGUACGUCAGCUUUACCUUGAACGAAUCUGUAAAAGACCAGUUUGAUGCUUUCCAGACAGGGUUCGCGUUAAUAUCUCAAGACAGCGCUAUCAAGAUCUUUCGCCCGGAAGAAUUGGAGCAGUUAAUAUGCGGUAGUUCCGAACUGGACUUUGAUGCAUUGGAGAAAGCGACAGUGUAUGAUGGAGGAUGGACACAAGAUUCACCAAUUAUACGAUAUUUUUGGGAAAUUGUGCGAGAGUUUUCAUAUGAAGAGAAAAAGAAACUGCUGUUUUUCGCCACUGGAUCUGAUCGAGCACCCAUUGGUGGCUUGGGCAAACUGCAAUUUGUCAUUGCAAAGAAUGGCGCUGACUCUGAUAGGUUACCGACGUCACAUACAUGUUAUAAUGUGCUGCUGUUAUGCGAGUAUAGCAGCAAGGAGAAGUUAAAGGAAAGAUUACUAAUUAGCAUUAGCAAUGCAGAGGGAUUUGGUAUGAUUUAGAGCUUAA